This is a messenger RNA of Coregonus clupeaformis (lake whitefish), 2080 nucleotides long. RefSeq names its product centrosomal protein 43. Lineage: Eukaryota; Metazoa; Chordata; Actinopteri; Salmoniformes; Salmonidae. The transcript is spliced from 21 exons. Gene Ontology annotation, biological process: microtubule anchoring. Gene Ontology annotation, cellular component: centrosome. The coding region runs from base 89 to 1762 and encodes 557 amino acids. The record is from RefSeq and is a predicted model, not a curated record. Gene Ontology annotation, molecular function: calcium ion binding.
GGUAACUUUUUCCUGGAAUCUGUGUUGCUGAAUUAUCAAAUAGCUGCCCUGUACUCAGUGUUUGUUUUGGUUUACAGCUGAAAAAAAGAUGUCUGCAACGGAGGACGACACUGAGUUGCGGGAUCUUUUGAUCCAAACCUUAGAAAACAAUGGGGUGUUGAAUAAACUAAAGGCAGAAAUGCGCGCUGCUGUCUUCCUGGCCAUGGAUGAACAAGAUAAAGUGGAGAAUAAAACUCCACUUGUCAAUGAAAACUUGAAGAAAUGUCUUAAUACACAGGAUGGACGCCUGGUGACCAGCCUUAUCAUAGACUUCCUGCAGGUGUUCCACCUAGACUUCACGCUUGCUGUCUUCCAGCCAGAGAUAAACUCACUAAAUGGCCUGGAUAGCCGUGAGCAGGUGUCUCGUGAGCUGGGUAUCACUGAGGCCGAUAUGAAUAGGAACACUCCUCUGCUGCUGGAGCUCGUCAAGAGAGGCAGACACAGGGAGAAGACCUCCAUCUUCUCAGAGGAACUAUCCCCCAGGCAAUUAGCAGACACUCAGAAGAAGUUUGACAAUUAUGACAAGGACAGAACUGGUGGGAUAUGCAAAGAGGAUUUGAAGGCUCUGUUUGGAGAUGUCUUUCCCAACUUCAACAAGAACAUGCUGGAGAGGUUCGUCACUGAUGAACUCCGAGCCGGAGACAAAGCCUCCAGUAAAUCUAGUGACUUCCAGGAGUUUCUGGGCUUGUACAAGCGCUUCUUCAAUCAGUGUCAAAGUGUGAUCACCCAUGACACCAGUGAUGUCAUUCACAAUCCCAGUCAAUUUGUUGAGGAGAAGAUGAGCCCUUCACCUGCUAGUAAGGAUGAAGAGAUCCCCAGGUUUAAAGGACAUAAGCACAGUGCACAGGAGGAGGAGAAGGCUGACACCAAGGGCGAGGAGAUCAGCCACAGUGACACCAGCCUGAACUUCGGCUCUCUAAAGGGCAAAGGUCAGGGUCACGUGAUGUCGAGGUACAGCGAGGCGUCCGGGGACAAUGGCAACGCCCCCGUGGCGAGCCUGAAGAAGGGUCUCCAGGUAGAGGAGGAAGCAGAUGAGGGUGACUCGUUCUUUGACGACCCUCUGCCUAAACCACAGAAAACCUAUGGCUGCAGUAGUGUCCCCCUGACUAAGAGUAAUUCAGGGGCCAGUCUGUCUGACAAGAGAAACAGUCAGAAAGACUUCGUCCACUCUUUGAGGGAGGAGAGCCUCUCAGGGCGCUCCUUUAGCCCAAUGAGGAGGGGCACUAGCCUCAAUGACCUGUCUGCUCUGGGCAGUGACACAAAGGGUGACGGGGACCAGCUCUUUUCUGACUAUGAUAAUAAACUGAGCUGCUCGGGGAACAGGAGAGCAGCAGAUUUGGGCAGGGGAGCGGGCAGCAGCUCCCUGGCCUCCCAGAGGAGUGUUGCAGGUGGGGGGUCCCACUCAGGAGAAGCCCACCACAGAGACCUCUCAGGUAGCAGGAACGGUACUUCAAACUCCAAAGACAAAGGAUUCAAAGACUUUAAGACGAUGAACAAUAAAACUGGAUCUUCCGUGCAGGAUGAUGACGUUGACUAUGACGAUGACUUUAACAGCCAUCGAUCAGAUAUCUCCAAGAGCGAGGUGAGCAUCGGAGAAGAGAUCGAGGAGGUUUCCAUCGAGGGACCUGACAACAGCGAUAAGUUUGAUGAGAUCACUCAGGACCUCAGUGUAUCUCAGCUCAGCCAGACUCAAGGAGCUGACUACAUGGAGGAGGUGGCAUGACAGUCCAUCAGCCUUACACCACACAGGACAUUUCUACUACGUUAACUACUAUUUAUGUUAUGUGUGUACCGGAGGAGGCUAGUGGGAGGAGCUAUGUGAGGAUGGGCUCGUUGUAAUGGGUGAAAUGGAAUCUUUGGAACAGAGUCAAACGUGAUUUCCAUAUGUUUGAUCUGUUUUGAUACCGUUCAGUUAAUUCCAUUCCAGUCAUUACAAUGUGCCCAUCCGCCUAUAGCUCUUCCCACCAGCCUCCUCUGGUGUGUACAUAAUUUGUGUACAUUUGUGUUCACGGACCUAAUAAAAUGACCACUGUUACCCAGA